This is a messenger RNA of Caenorhabditis bovis, 1920 nucleotides long. The record is from the annotation of a GenBank genome assembly. Lineage: Eukaryota; Metazoa; Nematoda; Chromadorea; Rhabditida; Rhabditidae.
AUGCCACCCAAGAAGGACCAGAAGGGAGGCAAGGCCGCCCCAGCCAAGAAGAAGGAGGGAUCCGGAGGAAAGGCCAAGAAGAAGAAGUGGUCGAAAGGAAAGGUUAGGGAUAAGCUUAACAACAUGGUUCUUUUCGACCAAGCCACUUACGACAAGUUGUACAAGGAGGUUAUCACUUACAAACUUAUCACGCCAUCAGUCGUUUCCGAGCGUCUGAAGGUACGUGCGUCUUUGGCAAAGGCUGGACUUAAGGAACUCCAAGCUAAAGGACUUGUCAAGUGCAUCGUCCAUCAUCACGGUCAGGUCGUCUACACCCGUGCCACGAAGGAAGCCGACAUGUUUGUAUUCCGUGUUUUAAAUACGGUUCCGUAUACGAACAAAACUGGGGCAAAGGACCUGAUCGCGAGUCUUCAUUCGUUUCUGACUUCAAACCUUCUUGUUGGAUUAGCUGUUUUAAUUUCUUGGAAACAGUUUGGUGGAAAUCCGAUAGAGUGUAUGGUUCCUCUCGAUUUUACUGGUGCUUGGGUGCAAUACUCGAAUAAUUAUUGUUGGGCUCAGCCAACUUAUUUUGUUCCAUUUUCAAGUCCAUUAGUUGAAGAGGUCCGUGAAGAUGACGUUGUAGCAGAUGGAAUAGCCCUUGGGUCGAAGAAGGAGCCGAGAAUUGUUAAAAAGGGAGGGGAAAAGAUAUCUUAUUAUCAAUGGAUGUCAUUUUUUCUCCUUUUUGAAGCAGCGUGUUUUCGACUUCCUUGUUUUAUCUGGAAAUAUUUUGCUAGUCAGAGUGGAAUGCAAGUUGGCGAAAUUCUUCGUGUUGCCAGUGACGAAAAUAACGCAGUACCACUUGUCAAAAAAGCGAAUGUCGAUGCACUUUGUAUCCAUUUAAGAGGAGUGUUACGAUUUCAAAAAAGACUCAAAAUGAAAAAUAUCGUGCCUCACAAGUUUUUUCGGUUUCUAAAUUUAAAGUACUCAUCAUAUUAUGUCACGUUUGUGUAUUUCCUGGCCAAAAUUGCAUUUCUCGUAAAUGUUGUUUUACAAAUCAAGUUGCUCAAUGAGUAUAUGCUUCCACGCGAUGCUCAGAAAAAUUAUGGAUUUGAUAUGUGGAAAACGAUUUUUACGGGAGGAAAUGAUACAUGGCGCGAGAAUGGCGUUUUUCCACGAGUAACACUUUGUGAUCUUGUGACAAGAGACAUGGGAAAUGUCCAAACUCACACCAUUCAAUGUGUUCUUCUUCUUAAUUUAUUCACCGAAAAAAUUUUCGUUAUUUUAUGGGCAUGGUAUCUUUUACUGGCUACAUUUACUGCUGCGAAUUUGUUCAGUUGGUUGUUUGCUGUGUUCAACGACACAUUUAACGAACAUUUUCUUUUGAAUCAUUUGGAAAUGUGUGAAACUCCGUUUAACAAGGAUGACGUUGAAAAUCGGGAACACGUCGUUCGGUUCAUGGAAAAAUAUCUUGGAGUUGAUGGUCUUUUCCUGCUUCAAUUGAUUGCUCAGCAUGCUGAUGUUGUGUUCACAACGGAGCUGGUCGGGGCCCUUUUCAAAUCCCACUACGAGAUUGAAGAACAGAGAAAAACCCUGAAGCAAAUGAAUCUCGUUUUACCGAUUUUGCGCGGAAACGAGGAAAUUGCUGUAGAAAGUGCAGCAGCAUCAACUGUACAAAAUACUCCAAAGAGAGCAAUGCGAGCUUCAUUGGCUCCAACUCUCCGAAAAUAUGGAAGUUUCGAAGAGCCUGACCUGCCAACCAAAAAGUUUGAUGAAAGUAGCAGUGAUGACGAAGUUGAAAGCAAAAAAAGUAGCAAGAAGUCAUCGCCAAAGAAAAGUUCUUCUGCUAAUUCUCGUCGCGAAUCUUUCGCUCAACAAUGCGAGUUAUCUCGUAGAAGUUUGAAACAUUCUGAAGGCGAAAAACAGUCUCCAAGUAAACACUGA